AUGGAAACUCUUGCGCCCACCACAACGGGUGUCCUUACCCUCAACCCAUCCUGUCUCGCGACGACCAACCUAUGGGUGGAUGAACUUUGCACACGUCCCGCUUAUGGUGAUGGACGAUGCACUCGUUACAAUCUAGGCAUAGGCGAGGGUUGCUCCAUGAGGGCUGCUGGCGCCACUGGCCAUGAUGAAAGAAUUGCUUUCAGUGACUGCCCGGUUGGCAUGACCCCAGCCUGGUCGUUCACUGGAACAGAGUUGCAAGAUGUUUCCCUCGCCACCAGCUACUGCUGCCCGACCGGUUUUGACUUUUCUGUCUCAACCACCUCAUGGCCAGGCUCAGGGACCUUGCGAGCUACUUGCAUUGCCGAGUCGAUUGAGCGGCUUUCGGGUCAAACGCUCACUCUGAACCAGAAUACAUAUCGGGUAGAGACGUCUGGGAGAUCCACCAUCACCAUUCGUGCCACGACCACGACCGCGGCAUACGACUAUGACCAAGACAAGAUAUUUGCCCAAGCAGCAACCAUCUGGAAAUACAUCUACCCCGGUGCUGAGACGACAUCAACAUGCUAUGGCAUUGCUUGCAACCCAAGCAACCCCCUCCCACAACCCCCUGAGAAAACACCCCCUCCCUCCACCUUCACCUACACACCCCCUCCCCCCUUCCCAGCAACCCAAUUCACCCCCGACCCGUCCUGCCUCGCCGAGUCCAACUUCUGGCAAGUCUCAACCUACUGCUGGAUGUCCUGGCCCAACCCCUCCCCCGACUGGCUCCGCUGCACCCACACCGGCUUCGGCGAACCAAACACCUACCUCCACCCAGAAUGCUUCCCCUCCGCCACCGUAGCCCCCCAAUCCGCCGAGAACCCCGACAUCCAAACCUGGUACUCGGAGUGCCCGGUCGGCUACUCCGUCGCAAAAACCUUCACCUCGGGCCGCUUCGACCUCCCAACCUUCGUCUUCAGCGAGCCCUCACCCACCAAAACCUACGACGUAACCGCCACGGGCCUAGCCUGCUGCCCCUCGGGUAAAUACCACUUCGAGUACCGCCGCAUCGAAACCUCCAUCACCUCUCACAACGGGAGGCGCGAGACCGUCUCCCUCUACAUCAUGCCCUCCUGCAUCGCCACCCGCGUCUCGGCUCUCUCGGGGAAGGGGAUAGCAAUGAAGGAGUGGUACAACACAGCCGUCUACGACAAGAAGCGAGACUUGGGGGAGCGGCAGGCCAACCACGACGCAGAAGCUACCAUCACCGAUGCGUGGAACAUGGAUAAUACCUUGUAUGCACAGGCGAUUCAUCUCGGCUACACCGUCUUUCGCGAUCAGUACACGUGCUACACCAACUGCGACGAGUAUUUUUACAAUUCCUUCAGGGAUGUCGUGCCAAAUACGUACAAGACUUGGAGCCCGCCAACGACGACGACUACUUCGACGAGUACUUCUAAUGGUUCGUCGUCUACUGGAGACGGUGGCGGUGAUAAUGGUGAUGGUGAGGGAGGGAAUGGGGAGGAGGUGGUGUCUACCAGCUCGACAGCUGGUGCUGCUGAGCAAGUGGGACGGUCGGGGAGUAUUAUCAUUACUUUGGUGACUGUGGUGACGGUAGUUAUGGGGUUGGGUGCUUGAAGAUGUGUGUAUGGGAGUGUGAUAUGGGAUAUGAUGAUACCCAGUGUGUAUAUGAUGGAUGAUGUAAUUACGAUGGAGGUUAUGUUGAUGUGGGCUUAUUUUGAGCCUUUACAGUUCCAAGAAACAUCUUGUACGGCAACAGUGGGCAUCGAAAAGAAUUCAGUCCCGUUCUUCACAA
Podospora pseudopauciseta is the source of this 1795-nucleotide messenger RNA. RefSeq lists its product as uncharacterized. The transcript is spliced from 2 exons. The record is from RefSeq and is a predicted model, not a curated record. The coding region runs from base 1 to 1617 and encodes 538 amino acids. Lineage: Eukaryota; Fungi; Ascomycota; Sordariomycetes; Sordariales; Podosporaceae.